Molecule: messenger RNA, 1041 nt
Organism: Colletotrichum paranaense
Lineage: Eukaryota; Fungi; Ascomycota; Sordariomycetes; Glomerellales; Glomerellaceae
Exons: 4
Coding region: 1-1041 (346 amino acids)
Source: RefSeq, a predicted model, not a curated record
AUGAGCAACACAACUAUACUGUCAGGGGUGGUUGGGCCAGGAGCAUUCUUGCCAAGUGAUACGAGGCAACCUUUAGUCGUCGGUAUUACAUCAAUGUUCAUCGUAUUGACUGCCAUUUUUAUGGUCAUUCGGGUUUACAUCAGGGGUUACCUCUUGAGAGGAUGGGAACUCGACGACUCUGUGUUCAUGUGGUCUUCGAUGCUCGUGAUUGUGCAAGGUGCCAUGGUGCUAUGCAUCCUUAUGUACCAAUUAUCUUUCGGUUUCAUUAAAGCAACAUUUUUACUUCAGUUCCGCCGAGCAUUCGCUCUGCCUCACAUAAUAUUGUUCUGCGACAUCUUCCUGGGUAUCAUGUUCCUAGCACUCAUAGGAUUGCUCAUCUUCGGCGGAAUCGUUAUGCGAGAUUUUCUGAAGCCGGGGUAUGUCCCUACGCCUGGGGAAAAGGCAUACCUGAUAUUUGGCUACGUCAACGCCGCCGUACAUCUCUCGACGGAUAUCGUCAUUUUCAUACUGCCGCUGGCACUUGUGGGACAGAUGCGCCUUGCAGCAAUGCAAAAAGCUGGUCUAAUCUCCAGUUUUGGGGUGGGAAUCUUCACCAGCGCGAUCUCCGUGCUAAGAAUAGUCAGCCUGCCUCUUGCUACCAGCGGGAUCGAUGGGUUCUACCAAGCCGUGCCGCUCGUUCUCCUAAGUAUGGCCGAGCCAACGUCUGCAGUCAUUUGCGCAUGUGUGCCGAUUAUGCGGCCCUUGUUAGCAUGCUCGGGAACUUCCAGGUAUGGCAGCCAAGGAUCGCGAAGACCUCUCUCAGGAGCAACCAACGAAUCGGCCGGACAAAGACGUCAGACACCGAGUGCGCCUCCUCAAUCGCCCACCAGCACGACAGAUCAAUCCGUAACGCAAAUGACAUACAAAUCGACUAUUACAGGGAGUAUAGAUGGAGAUUUGGAAGGAUACACUUCAAGCCAACAGGCCAGGGGUAGCAUCAAUACAUUGAACCCACUGUCCAUGCACCCAUCAUCUCCCACCAAAACGGCACAAUUUCCAUGA